AAAACAAGGAUCCCAACAUACUAUAUGGUAACCAUGACACUACAGAUUGCACAUGGCUUGAGUGCUUGCUUCAAGAAUAAAUAAAACGAAGGGCAGAAGGACCUACAAUAUUCCUGACUUUGAAGUGCAUGGCUCACAUUGGAAGAUGUUCUCAACAUGGAAGUUAGUCUGUUUCUCAUGCUGGAGCCCAAAGACGUUAUUGAGGUUGUGGAAGUCAUUCCUGUUGGCAUUUCUUCUAAGCUGUGAUGUUUCUUUAGGUGCAUUAGUGGCAAUCUCUGGGUCUUCCUCUCAUGCAGUGCUGUUUGAGCCAUUUACAUUUAGCUGUACAAUCUCACAGGCGGCUGGUCUGAAAGAUGACGUGAUCUUUUAUCAGGAUACAUUACUUGGUGCAGUGGCUGCUCUCAAACAGGAUGCUGGUCCAUGUUCCGUGUUUAUUCGUCCUCGACUAAAAGAUUACUCUGCAUCCUGUGGGAAUGGAACCGACAGCAACUCGUCCACCACCAAGGACUAUAUUUUAAAGAUCAACAAAGCUGCGGAACGUGAUGCAAGCUACUGGUUUUGUGGACUGAAUAUAGCUAAAACACUCAGUGAGAAAUUUAGGCUACAUGUUUACUAUCUAAGCGGCGUUAUCUUCAGAUCUCAUGUAAAUGUCAAAGAAGGACAAAGUCUGUCUGUAAACUGCACUGUUGACUGUAAUCCGCCAUGUGACUACGCCUGGACACUGGGUGAUAAUGAAAUCACAACAGAUCCUCUGUUAACACUUACAGCAAUCAACAGGAAUCAGGAUGGAAAUGUGUACAAAUGUACAGUGACCAACUCUGCCAUACCCAAAUCUAUAAGUGAGCAGUUCAUACUGAAGGUGCUUUCACCAGGCAGUGAAAAUAGAACAGUGCAUCCCGACGGUCCAAACUCUGUUACGUUCAGUCCCCGUUCACCUACAACUGCUGGAGAAGGGGAAAGUCUGACUGUCACCUGCAUUGCAGACUGUACACCAUCGUGCUCGUUUUCAUGGAUACGUGGAAAUCAGAAUCUGUCAUCAAGCUCGAAAUUAGAACUGACAAAUAUCGCUAUGAGCCAUGGAGGGGUGUACACAUGUACAGUUAAAAACACCGGUUCAUCAGACGUUAAAUCUAGUAACUUCACCUUAAUAGUAAGAGAUUGGGUGGAGCACAUGUGUCUAAUAUUAGGAAUUGUGAUUGGCGUUAUACUGGCUGCCGCUAUCGUUGCUGGCUGGAUAAUCUACAAGAGGAAAAAACAGAAAGCUGAAUAUGUGCAGACCGAAGCAAAUAACUAAAGAAAACCAAAAUGCAGCAGAUAAACCCGCAGUUUUGCGAAUACGGAAGACAAAAUGACCCCAACGUUAGAAAUGCACAGUUGUGUGUGUGUAGGUUUAGUUAGAACUUGCUGCUCGUGAUAUUUGUCUCCCAUACCACAUCAACUAUUUCAGAAUGUUCUAACUGUGUUGGAGGUGUAUUUAGCACAUUUACUGCUGGCAUUCUGAUCAAAUAUCAGCUUGCUGAUAGGAACAAGAUUCCAGGUUUGUAUGCAGUCCUUUUACAUUUGUCCAACCAUCAAACAGGAACUUUUUGCAUUCCUCACUACCAACAUUGUCACUGAAGACAAGGAAAUAACCAUUACACAUGGUGUCAUAGCUAAUCAUCAAGGAACCGAGCGUUCAAUGUUACCAUGUAACCACGAGAAAGCGGACACUAGGCUUUUAAAUCAUGCUUAGGAUGCUAUUUAGAACGGUUUUGUCAAGUCUUAUGUGCACUAUUAACACACAUAAGAUUGUCAUCCUAAUUAGUAAGUUCGAUCAUUAGAUUAUCUUGAAUCAAACUAAAUAUUUGGGUUGUCUUUGAUACAGACAAAUACUUCUCAUUUUAUGACGUCUUGGGUAAAGAUGCAUUCCUGUCUCUACCUCUAUGGGUGUGGCACUACCUCUGCUUUCCUUGAAAAAAAUGGAAUUACAGCUUGUGAUGCCUUAUGUAACCCUUAUCUUUAUCUACAUGGUGCUCAACCCCUGCACACUCAUAGAUAAAGCUGCUCCAUGUGUCCUAAAAGAAAGCAAGGAAGUCGAUGCACUGCCAGAAGGGAAAGACAAUAAAAAGCAUUCUACCCACCCAGGAUGCCUUAUUGCAUCACUCAACAUGAGAUGUAUACCAAGCUGGCAAUGGGUCACCAAUUAACAAGGUGAACACAAUGCAUCUACUCCAGAGAGGUGGGGAUGGACGUUUGUUAAAGACAGGCAGUCCUGUAUACUGUGCAUGUGGUGUCAAAUGCUACUCCGAUUUGGAUAUGUGUGAUUGCAAGAUUCUGAAAAGAUGUGACACUAGAUGUGCUUGCAAAAAGGGUCCACUGGAAAUGCACUGAAGUGAAAUGUUCCAUAGAAACUGCAUACGUGAGCAGUGGAAUAUGAAAUUAGCACUACAUAUUGCAAUUCUUAAUCAGGUUAUUGUAAGCCUUGACUACACUACCUUAUAUUCCAAGGAAUCUUUGCCUUGUCUAGAACAGAAUGACACCAAAGUAAAACGAAACAUGGUAAGACUCAUACUAAGUGUUGCAGAUUUUCCACUUGAUACAUUGUUUUCAUAUUUUGUCAAUUUUAUAAAUAUUCAUGUAGAUAUAUUUGAAUAGAACUUCCUCUAUAGGCAGGUGGGGCAUUUAUGGUAUCCCUCCACGGUCAGCAGUGGCUGCUGACACUGUUUGUAGUGUGUCAUGGCAUUUGUACGUAAAGGUUUCAUAAUAUGUACCAUGUAUUUGGUGUGCAUGCAACAUACGAUUGCUACAUGCCAUUAAGGUACAAAUCCUCCAUCCACAAAACAGUGCUCAUCCUGCACUCCCACACCACAAAUCUGCACCUGCAUUAAUCUCAUCUGUUAACAAAUACAUUUAGAAUUGAUGCAUCAUUAACAAUGGGUGAAAGCAUGCAUUUAUAUGCAGGUACUUGCAUGUCAUUAAGAAAUCCCUACACAUAUUAAUGUGUGUAUAUAUGCCAAGCUCCAUGCUUUUAGACUAAACUGGACAUUUUGUUUUAGCUGCCCCACUAAAUGGGUAGGGGACAUUUGUAGAUCCACCCUGGCCACUAGAGGGCGCUCGUAAGUUGGGACCAUAUCGCAAAAUGUUCGUCAUGGGUCAAGGUAUGUAUGUGUGAAGUUUAAUGGUUUUAACCAAGGAUGAACAAUGCCUGUUAGAUAUCCCAUUAAAAGAAGUGGGGGACAUUUGUAGAUCCUCCCUGCAUCCCAGGGGGCGCUCCUUACUUCUGGGAAUGUUUGUAGUGGGUCAUGUAUCUAUGGUCGAAAUUUCAUACUUCGAACCAAAAGUGCACAAUUCAGUCAAAUACUCCCUGUUAAUGGCCCCACUAAUAGCCGAUGAUUAAUAUAUCAAUUUGCACUAGCUAAACAAAACAAAACAAACUUUGUAUAUUUUGUAUAGAUAUUUUCAAAUGAUUUUCAAACUAUAUGUGAAUGGUUACAUGUCACUGUUUGACAUAUAAUCUAUAUGUGCACUAAAAUUGAAGAAUUUCAUUAAGUAUAUUAAUUGCUGUUUUAAUGUAUAUAGCUAGAUGUCUCAUGAUCACGUGGAGCUUAGACAGUUUAUGUGUUUUAUUGUUACACUUUGUUGGCUUAGUCCGGGAGUCAAGGGCUGAUUUUACUAAAAUAAUAUAUAUAUUUGUUGUUUUUUUAUUAGGUUUUCUUUUCAUAUCUAAUUCAGUGCACACAUUUAACACACGUGGCAUGUUGGUAUGGCCAGGAAUGACUUGGUAUCCAUAUAGUCUUGGUAUCUAUAUAGUGGUAUAACAUUAACAGACAUUGCCACACGAAAAAAUAAUGGGUUCGGUAUGAGCACAUUACAAGAAAUGAUGGAAAAUCUACAAUUUUUUUAAUAUUUGAGUGUAACCUUCGUAAAGAAAAAAAAAAAGAAGUUAAUAUCUGAAAUUGCUCAUGGGUUGCAAACACCCCGUCCUCCCACGCCCACUCACGAAGAGAUACUCCUAGACAGUAUAAAGCAGCAAAUAAUAGAUUGUUUACCGGCAAAUCCAGGUUACCCCAAAAUCAGCCUAUGGCUCCUGGACAAGUUACAGUAUUUUACCUUUCAUUGUUUCUUUAACUGGGUUUGUUUCUUUUGUGUAGAUAUUUUAAAAUAGUUUUUAAACUAUAUAUUAAUAGUAAUGUACCAGUAUUUGACAUAUAUUCCUCAUGCGCAUGGUCACUAAACUUGAGGAGUUUGAUUGCAUAUAUCAAAUGGAUGUGAUGUCUGCAGCUCAAUUGUUCAUGGCUACGUAUUCGUUAGACGUAUUUUAGAUAGAUUACGGAGUUGUUACUCUCUGUGGGCUUAGUCCGGGAGCCAAGGAUUCAUUUUAUUAUAUCUAUUUAUAUGUUGUCUUCAUAUCCAAUUACUAAAGGCACAAACUUAUCAAACUGCUUAUUUUGGUGUGACAAGAAAGUGGUUAAUAUUCACAAAUUUAUCAAAAUGUGUAUCUUGGUGUGAAAAGAAAGGGGUUAAUUUUCAUAAAAAUGGUAUCAAAAUGAAAUGUACUGUACCUACCUUAUGAAUAAUCUUAUGAGAAGCAACGUUAAUGCUUAUGUGUGAAUAAUUUAAAAAAAAGAGAUAAAUAACUGGCCUUUUAAAAUACGUUUGAGUAAAAACAGUGAUCAGGGUUUAUAUUUAGAAUUGAACGGUCUCUAUUCCACACCAUCACUCCACUCUCUGCCGCUGAAUAACGAAGAGUUGCUCAUGUACUCCUAGACAACAUAACAACCCCAAAACAACAAAAAAACAACAACAAAAAAACCCAACAACAAACAACAAACAAACAAACAGACAAACAACAACAACAACAACAACAACAAAACCCAACAAGAAAACCCCAACAAAAC
Messenger RNA from Gigantopelta aegis, 4877 nucleotides. RefSeq names its product neural cell adhesion molecule 2-like. The transcript has 7 exons. Bases 146 to 1294 code for a protein of 382 amino acids. Gene Ontology annotation, molecular function: cell adhesion molecule binding. NCBI's taxonomy places the organism in Eukaryota, Metazoa, Mollusca, Gastropoda, Neomphalida, Peltospiridae. Gene Ontology annotation, biological process: cell-cell adhesion. The record is from RefSeq and is a predicted model, not a curated record. Gene Ontology annotation, cellular component: cell-cell junction.